GUAUGAAAUAUCGCCAAGGUCAGUCAAUACGACGAUUUGCUAUCUUCAUAUCGUUUAGGCUAUACGUUUAUCCGUAUAUAGUAGUUUUUACACAUGACCUUUUUAGGUUGGUAUAAGUUUUUGUCAGUAAAUAUAAAAUGACCCCUAGAUCGGUCGAUACACCAGUGACAGAGUUGUAUUUCGUUUGAUUACAUAGGCAGGUCAAUCGACGCGCAGAUAUAUUACAUAUAUACUGCAAGGCUGAUUUGUGCAUAGUAAAGAUGGACAAUUCUGGGAUGCAAAUCGAUGUCGAAUCCUUGGAAACAUUCAUCUGCAAAUUUUAUACAAAAGCUGAUGAACGCUACCUCAAUUUAUUAAAACAACACGGACAUCACAUAAGAGCAGUGAAAAUUAUCUUGGAUCAACACGAGAAAGUGAAUCGAGAAAAUGCCUGUCAAGUUUUAGAAAUUCUUUCGAAAACAGAAAAUCAGAAAGUGUCUUCCUUGACAGUCGAGUUUAACGGUGAAAAUCCGUUAUUUUACGGUGGUCUGGAAUUUAUUCAAAGUUUAAAAACAUUUUUUAACUCUGACGCUACGAAUGCUGGAUUAUUAACUACGGUAGAUUUGGGUGGAUUAUGGGUUGAUUUAACUCAAGAACUUCUAGAUGUUUUAUCGAGUAAUCAUCCAAAUCUCCAGACUCUCAAUAUACAGAAUCGUAGUUUAAUUUGUAAAAUUCAUCCCGAUUGUUUGGUAAGAUUGGUGGGACGAUGUACCAACUUAACACAUCUCCGUUUAUUCUAUUGUAGUCUGUCUGACGAGGUUCUCCAGGCGUUAAGCGACGAAUCAAGAAAACCUAUCCAACAUUUAUCCAUCAAGUGCAGACGCCAGGAGAAUUACAUCAAAAUUAUUUCCCCUGAAUCCUGGAAAUCGCUGGUUCAAAAAUCUCCCAAUCUAAAAGUAACGAUGAUUUUUGAUCAUGACUGCUUUCAGGAGAAGGUGUCGGCCAUUUUGAAUCCCGUCAUUCCAGUUUACGACCUUAGGUUAGAAACAAUGGCGCCAGUGCACGACAGUAUCAAUAUGGCUGCGAACUCUUUUGCCGGAAGUCUAGAGCAUGUGAUAUUAAGAACUCGAAGUUCGCGGGAAUUAGAAGAAGCCUUAAUCAACCUGGUUACAACUUGUCGUAAGCUGACGAGUCUGGAUGUGUACUGUGCUGUAACUGACGAUAUAAUAGAACAAAUUUUAUCUCUUUGCCCAACUUUGAAAGAGAACGGGAAAUACGUUUUAAAAUCUACCAUAACAGUAGCAGAAGACGGCAUCGAAAGUUAAACGUACAUUAUGCAAGAGCUAAAUCUGCCUAUUGCAGGUCUUUCCUUAGUCAUGAAAUGUUAUCUAAAUUAUUAAUUAGACAUUAGUUAACUUAUCCAGACCAUAAUCAACUUUCGAUAUCAUCGAUAGCCUUUGAUAUUCACUUGAUUUGAAUCCGAUCUGCUGCUCAACGCUCAUUGAUGAUUUAAUCCAAAAGUGGAUAAUCGAGGCUGUGUUUUGUUAUCGUACGGACUUACAUUAUCUAGUUUUUCACUAUAAUAGUGAGAACUGCCAGCUCUUUAUCUAAUCUCCCAUAAUGUAUCUUUAAUAUGGUGUUUCAUUCAAACCAGUAUAAUCUUUUGAAUUAAUUAAUUUUACCAUUACAGCUUUUCAUCACAAAUAUAAAUAAAAUGGGGUUUGACGUCAUACUUGUCCACACCCACUGGGUUAAUGAAGACAGGCAUACGAUAUGCUAUGAGGGAAUUUUGCCCGAAUAGCGGUGUGUUCGCUUAUAUUUCAGGGGGAUCACGUGGCUAAGUGGGUAAGACGCUGGCUCGCUAGCCUGGAGUUCGGGUGUUCGAUCCCUGCAUUGACCGUGAAAGUUCAUCCAGAUUUUCCGGCGUGGUUUCCCCUUUUCAGUGAUGCAGGACGGAGGGCCUGACAAGGACAGCUGUCUAGUCGUUCGGAUGGGACGAAAAACCGAGGUCCCGUGUACAUAUUGGCAUACACGUAAAAGAUCCCUUGGCAGUUGGAAUUCGAUAUAUAAGAGUAGGCCGUAGCGCCGCUGCCCGGGCAAAAUUUUCCUCAUAGCACACUGUAUGGCGUAUGCCCGUCUUCAUUAGCCCAGGUUAGGAGCAGAACAGUAGGACGUUAAACCCCAUUUCAUGUCAUUUCAUAUAAAUAAAAUGGGGUUUGGCGUCAUACUUUUCUACACCCACUGGGUUAAUGAAGACAGGCAUACGAUAUGCUAUGAGGGAAUUUUGCCCGAACAGCGGUGUGUUCGCUUAUAUUUCAUGGAAUUUCAAGUGUUAUGGGUUGUUUUACUUGCAAUUUAACGUGCAUCCCAAACUUAGGCUGCCUGUCUACAGCUAGCUCCGCCUAAGAACAGGCCCUAGGCUAAUUAACCGACAUUUUAAUUCCUACAUCGACGAUUUUAGUCGAAAACACUGAAUAUGCUUUUAGAAAUUUUUAGAUAUAUUUAUUUCUCUUCUAUUUUCAUAUUGAAUGCAAUUAAAUAUGAUUAUUUAGCCGUUAUGUGUAUGAAAGAUGUCAAACUAAUCAAAGCGGAAUCACAAAAUAGUCCACUAAUUAUUCAAUAUGGCGGCGUCCAUGAAAGAUAAUUUCACAUAAGCGGUUUUGUUUGCGAAGACACAUUUAGGAGUAUCUAACCUUGUUUUGAAAGAUAAACAGAUUGAAAUUGUAAAGACAGUUUACUAUGGUAAAGACUGUAUUGCAAUAUUACUCACUAGCACAUAUUAUAUAUCGCUUUUACCGGAGUGGCAAAAGUCGACAUUUUCGCUAACUUGACAUUUGUUUACAUAAACCAUGUGCUUCGGGUGUACAAAGCAGUAGGCUAGUCGAUAAGUCCCGCCCCAAAAUAAUCACGUGAGCGUUUUAAAUGGACGGCAUUUAGGGCAGUGAUGUUAUUCUCGAAGUAUGACGUAGAUGGAUCACUGCGUGCAUUAUGGCUAACGUGACUAGACGCGGUUUCUGAUUGUUUUCAAAUUUGAGUGAAGUCUGUGUCACUACCAUGUUCCUGAAUCAACGACUGCGAGUCUCACAACCACCGACAAGUGGAGAGACCACGCUGACAAUACCGCCUGCAUUACCCAGUUGCUGAGCAAAAUUUCCCUCAUAACACACUGUAUGUCGUAUGCCCGUCUUCAUUAUCCGAGUCUGAGCAGAACAGUAGGACGUUAAACUCCAUUUCAUUUCAUCUAAGGACCCAAUUAACCCUGGCGAUUGCUAAACAAAUAAUAAAUUAAUAAGGAAACUAAUUUUAUUACAUCUUACAAAAUUAUAAUAUUAUAUAAAAUAUGA
This is a messenger RNA of Patella vulgata (common limpet), 3323 nucleotides long. Its product is annotated as F-box/LRR-repeat protein 8. The record is from RefSeq and is a predicted model, not a curated record. Gene Ontology annotation, biological process: positive regulation of protein ubiquitination; cell-cell adhesion; SCF-dependent proteasomal ubiquitin-dependent protein catabolic process. Gene Ontology annotation, molecular function: cell adhesion molecule binding. Lineage: Eukaryota; Metazoa; Mollusca; Gastropoda; Patellidae. Gene Ontology annotation, cellular component: cell-cell junction; SCF ubiquitin ligase complex. The coding region runs from base 261 to 1304 and encodes 347 amino acids. The transcript has 2 exons.